Molecule: messenger RNA, 1802 nt
Organism: Phaethon lepturus (White-tailed tropicbird)
Lineage: Eukaryota; Metazoa; Chordata; Aves; Phaethontiformes; Phaethontidae
Gene: HTRA3
Product: HtrA serine peptidase 3
Exons: 8
Biological process (GO): proteolysis
Molecular function (GO): serine-type endopeptidase activity; protein binding
Source: RefSeq, a predicted model, not a curated record
UAUAGGUCACCUACAGUCCAGCAGCCCAAGAUACAAAUUCAACUUCAUAGCAGAUGUGGUGGAAAAGAUUGCACCUGCAGUUGUGCACAUUGAACUUUUUCUCAGGCACCCUCUCUUUGGUCGAAAUGUCCCUCUUUCCAGUGGAUCUGGGUUUAUUAUGUCUGAUUCUGGUUUAAUUGUGACCAAUGCCCACGUGGUGUCAAGCACAAAUGCUAUAUCAGGGAGACAACAAUUGAAAGUGCAGCUACAGAAUGGAGAUACUUAUGAAGCAACCAUUAAAGACAUUGACAAGAAAUCUGACAUUGCAACAAUAAAGAUUCACCCUAAGAAAAAACUACCAGUAUUGUUACUGGGACACUCUGCUGAUCUGAGGCCAGGAGAAUUUGUGGUGGCAAUUGGAAGUCCGUUUGCCUUACAGAACACAGUGACAACGGGUAUUGUCAGCACCGCUCAGCGAGAUGGUAAAGAACUUGGCCUGCGGGACUCAGAUAUGGAUUACAUUCAGACAGAUGCUAUUAUCAAUUACGGGAACUCUGGAGGACCUCUAGUUAAUCUGGAUGGUGAAGUGAUUGGGAUUAACACCUUGAAGGUCACAGCUGGAAUUUCUUUUGCUAUUCCUUCAGACCGCAUCACUCAGUUUCUCACAGAGUCGCAUGACAAACAAAGUAAAGAUGGGAAGAAACGUUUCAUUGGCAUCAGAAUGCUGACAAUAACACCUGCCUUGGUGGAAGAACUGAAACACAAUAAUGCUGAUUUUCCUGAUGUCAGAAGUGGAAUUUAUGUACACGAAGUUGUUCCAAACUCACCUUCUCAUCGAGGAGGGAUCCAAGAUGGAGAUAUUAUUGUUAAAGUCAAUGGGCGUCCUUUGAUGACUUCCAGUGACCUGCAAGAGGCUGUGAUGAAUGAAUCACCUCUACUACUUGAAGUUCGAAGAGGAAAUGAUGACUUGCUAUUUAACAUUGAGCCUGAAAUUGUCAUGUAAAUAGAAUUGAGGAAGCUCUCACCAUAAUUAAACUCACUUAUUCUGGAACACUAGAUACCUCCUUUACAGCUACAGUAAUUAGACUUCCUGUUGACUAAUGACAAGGUGGACUAACUUAAUUGCCUGAGCCAUUUCUGUACAUAGUAGCUAGAAUGAAUUCAGUUAUGCCAUUUAUAGAAGAUUUAACUUUCAAAGAAAUUUAAGAACUGUGUUCUGGGGAGGGGGAGGAGGAAAACAGAUUUUGGGUAGCUGGCUGAAAUAGGGUCCACUUCCAGUUUCUGCAGGUUCAGAGCAGAUUCAGUUCUGCAUUUUGAAAGACAAAAAUACUGCUGGAAGUGAGGAAGCAUGCAGAACAGGGAAAUUAUUCUUAAACUACAGUCAUGUCUGCAGCAGAACCAGGCUAUUGCAAUGCACAAUUGAACUUCUUUUAUAUAACUUUUUCAAUGUGAAACUGAUAUUGGCAAAGCUUGUAUUUGUUCUUAGUACUUGUAUGCUACAUGUCAGUGCAGGUAGAUUAAAUCUGUAAAUAUCGAAAGGAACAAAAAUGGUAUCAGGCUAUAGAGUGUUACACCUAGGUCAUGCGAUUUUGGAAUAUAGUAAAUGAUUCUUAUAGAAUUAAUGCCUUAUUAUAUAUAAAUCAAAACGAUGUGCUGAACAAAGUUAAGUUUGAGAAAGUGCACAGUUUUUUAAGAAUUUGAUACAAAUUAGUUUUGCAUUUUACUGUUAAGCUUUGCUGUAAAAUUGUUAUACUACUUUUGGCUUGUACUGUGUAUGUUUCUACUGUAAGGAGAUUAAAGUUUACACAAAUAAUGCGUUGGUG